CAGGGCGCAGGGAGUCCGCGGUGCAGGGACCGGGCCCGCGGAGCUCGGGGCGUCCGGGAUGAGCCUCAUCCGGAAAAGGGGCUUCUACAAGCUGGACGUCAACAAGACAGCCUGGGAGCUGCCCAAGACCUACCUGACCCCCACGCACGUGGGCAGCGGGGCCUACGGCGCCGUGUGCUCCGCCAUCGACAAGCGGUCGGGGGAGAAGGUGGCCAUCAAGAAGCUGAGCCGGCCCUUCCAGUCCGAGAUCUUCGCCCGACGCGCCUACCGCGAGCUGCUGCUGCUCAAACACAUGCAGCACGAGAAUGUCAUCGGACUCCUAGAUGUCUUCACCCCAGCCUCCUCCCUGCGCAACUUCCACGACUUCUACCUGGUGAUGCCCUUCAUGCAGACCGACCUACAGAAAAUCAUGGGCAUGGAGUUCAGUGAGGAGAAGGUCCAGUACUUGGUGUAUCAGAUGCUCAAAGGUCUUAAGUACAUCCACUCCGCUGGUGUCGUCCACAGGGACCUGAAACCCGGCAACCUGGCUGUGAAUGAAGACUGUGAGCUGAAGAUCCUGGAUUUUGGGCUGGCACGACAUGCGGAUGCUGAGAUGACGGGUUACGUGGUGACUCGCUGGUACCGGGCACCCGAGGUGAUCCUGAGCUGGAUGCACUAUAACCAGACAGUGGACAUCUGGUCGGUGGGCUGCAUCAUGGCCGAGAUGCUGACAGGAAAAACUCUGUUUAAGGGGAAAGAUUACCUGGACCAGCUCACCCAGAUCCUGAAAGUGACCGGGGUGCCAGGCGCAGAGUUUGUACAGAAACUGAAGGACAAAGCGGCCAAAUCCUACAUCCAGUCCCUGCCCCAGACUCCCAAGAAGGAUUUCAGGCAGCUCUUCCCACGCGCCAGCCCCCAGGCUGUCGACCUGCUGGAGAAGAUACUGGAGCUGGACGUGGACAAGCGCCUGACAGCCUCGCAGGCUCUUGCCCACCCCUUCUUCGAACCCUUCCGGGACCCUGAGGAGGAGACCGAGGCCCAGCAACCAUUCGAUGAUUCCUUAGAACACGAGAAACUCACAGUGGACGAAUGGAAGCAGCACAUCUAUAAGGAGGUGGUGAAUUUCAGCCCCAUUGCCCGCAAGGACUCGCGCCGGCGGAGCGGCAUGAAGCUACAGUGACCCCAGCCUCUGGCCUCCCACUGGCCUGGGGCUGCAUGCCAGCCUGGCACUGCCCCCCUCUUCUACCCUCCCUCCCGUUCACUGCAGCUCUUCCUAUAGGAGGAGUCCUUGGAUCACCAGUGUUGUGUCUGCCUGUGCUGUGGUGGGACUAUGAACAGCUGGGCUGAGCCAGGGCCAGAGUCUAUGGCUGUUUCCUAGGGCAGCCAUGAUACAUAACCAGACACUUCCCUUGACUCUUUGUAGCUCUUGCUGGCUCUGAGCCAUACCUGUAAUUACAGCCCUUGGGAGACAGGAGAAUCACAAGUUCAAGGCCAGAUUGGACUAAAGAGAAGCAAAUACCAUAUCAGCUAUUGGACUUAGGGCCCAUCCAGUAUAUGCCAUCCCCGUCCCUACUAACUACAGCUACACAGACUAUUUCCAAAUCAAGUCACAUUCUGACGUUCCAGGAGCCCAUGAAUUUGGGGAGGGGACAUUAUUCAGCCCACUCGAGAUGGCCGUGAGGGAGGAUGUCUUCUGGCCCUGGAUUCAGGUCUGUGUUCUCUCCCAGUUGAAUGCAUCUGGCCGCUCAAUCCAGGUGUGACACAGCUGCUUAUUUUGAGAGAGCACUAAGCUAUCAAGAUGUGAAAGCCCACAGACAGGUCAGCUGGGAGCAACGGAAGUGGCUUUUGUGUGGCUUUUUUUUUCUUUGUCAGUCAUGGGCAAUGAACCCAGGGCCUGGGCAUUGUCCCUGAGCUGCUU
Messenger RNA from Dipodomys spectabilis (banner-tailed kangaroo rat), 1897 nucleotides. RefSeq names its product mitogen-activated protein kinase 13 (gene Mapk13). The coding region runs from base 59 to 1159 and encodes 366 amino acids. The transcript is spliced from 12 exons. Gene Ontology annotation, biological process: protein phosphorylation; MAPK cascade. Gene Ontology annotation, cellular component: cytoplasm; nucleus. Gene Ontology annotation, molecular function: MAP kinase activity; ATP binding. The record is from RefSeq and is a predicted model, not a curated record. Lineage: Eukaryota; Metazoa; Chordata; Mammalia; Rodentia; Heteromyidae.